Molecule: messenger RNA, 898 nt
Organism: Sodiomyces alkalinus F11
Lineage: Eukaryota; Fungi; Ascomycota; Sordariomycetes; Glomerellales; Plectosphaerellaceae
Exons: 2
Coding region: 88-441 (117 amino acids)
Source: RefSeq, a predicted model, not a curated record
GCGAUUAUUAUCGACAACAGCAUUGAUGGCGAGGUUAUCCAACUUGCGACUCGCCCUCUAAAUGCUCAAUACGAAGAUAUAUCCAUAAUGUCCGCUCUGCGAAGAGCCAUUUUGUUGCCCAGGGUAUUGGGCCUACGAUCAGAAUUCGGAACAAGAGCCACAUGGCAAACUCAGGCAAAACGGUGCUAUGCGACAGAAGGAAAGCCACCUUCGGAUGUGGCAAAAUUCUACAAGACCUUCACGCGACCCGUGCUUAAGGUUCUCCUGAUGGCGACCCUGACCUACCAAGUCGUAUACUUGCUCUGGGUCAAGCUCGAGCAAGACGAGAUUCGAGCAGAACGGACCGAAACUAUUACCGACCUAGAGACAAAGGUUGCACGCCUGACUUCCGAGCCAAAUAAGUCCCAGAAUCACACAGAGGCAGGAAAGAGGCGAGAGUAGAUGGCAAGGACGAUAGACAAUAUGUACAACAACCAGCAUACCACAGCUAUGGACGAAUUCCUACGACUCGGAAAAGAAACCUCCUCAAAGCAUUAUGCGAUCUUCGACACAUCCUACCAUGGCAUAUAACGGUUCAUGUUAUGAAGCAACGAACCUGCUGACAAGAUGGAAGUUUCAACACGACGCAGCAAGGGCUGCGAUCUCGUCAUAUGCUCGCAGGAGCACACCGUGGUAGGGGUGGGAGAGCCCGAGGGUUGAGAAGACUCGCCAUUCUUUACACAGAAGCGCUUGCAAUGGGGGAGGAGGCCCAAUCUGUGCAGCGACCGAAUUACUGUCCUCUAUAGAUGUAUUACUAUCCCCAGUGACAACCAGUCAAACGGGAAAUUUUAUACUCUAACAUAUUAAGUAAUCCCAAUCCCAAUGAAUAAGGCUGACACCUUUUCGUGCUCAACACCAA